Anopheles marshallii is the source of this 678-nucleotide messenger RNA. RefSeq lists its product as uncharacterized. The coding region runs from base 1 to 678 and encodes 225 amino acids. The record is from RefSeq and is a predicted model, not a curated record. Lineage: Eukaryota; Metazoa; Arthropoda; Insecta; Diptera; Culicidae. The transcript is spliced from 3 exons.
AUGAGGCUCGCUGUAAUAAUUCUCCUUCUAUCCACACUUGUGUGCCAUUUUUCCCACGCUACAUUUAGCGACCAAGCGAAGGCACUGUUCUUCCCACCGAUGACCACGCUACAGGUCACGAUGUGCACCGUUACGAACGGGCGGCUGUUUAAGUCCCCGAAAAAAGAAUACCCCGUUCGACGUUUGGGCAUCAAUUUGGGGUUUCAGGUUAACUAUAACCUACCGUUCCGGUUGAUGGACUUCUACAAACCGGCGUACUGGGCACGGGCCCUCAUCGGUGUUGUGCAGGGCCGCUUUAAACCGACCACCGUCGUGUCGGCUCGCGAUUUCAAACGUUCGGUAACACAUCCGAGUUCCGAUCUGACGGCCGGUCAGUUGUACCGGGCGGCGGAAGAGUUGCUGCAAGCGAUGGAGUUUGGUUCCGACUGUUUGGCAAAGAGUGUCUGCGAGCUGGCUCACAGUCCAUUCCAUCGGGCAGCUGAUCGGGAAGAUCUGCUUAUGGAGGUGACACAUUUUUUGCUAACCCCUUCAUUUCAUAGAUCGUUUGGAGAAUCGGAAUACCGGGACAGAGCUAAGUACGAAAUGGCAGAAAAUCUUGGAGUGAGUGGAGCCGACUGCGAACUUAUUUAUACCAACUGUCCAAAGUCGUUGUUAGAACAUUAUUCUAAAUUUGAAUAA